AUGUCAAACUACAACAGUAACUUAUUGUUCAACACUCAGAUCACCUAUGAAGACAACAAUUCAACAUUUGUCGCAGAACCAAUCGAUGAACCAUACACUGAACAGACACCAGUGGUCAUUCAACAGAAGAUAUCAUCUGGAGUGUCUGAUUACCCAGAGGUGCAGACUCAGUACGCAUCACAUAGUAUGCCAGUGUCUCAGACAUCGAUUGGCCAACCGACACCACAUAAUUCAAUGUCAUUCGAUAGUCUGAAGGGCAUUCCAGGCGGCCUGACCGACUUUAAGGACAAGAGAACGUCGGUCGUGCUCAGCAGCACAAGGAAUCAGUCCAAGGACAUCACCGUGAGAGAGCCUGAGAAGGUUGGUGAUGGUGUCGGAUCAUACGUCACCUACAAGGUGUACACAAUCGAUAUCUUGGCCGAUCGACCAGACUACAAGAAGGAGAACACUGUCGUGCGUAGAUACUCUGACUUUGAAUGGCUCAGAAACUCACUCAAGGAGACCAGAAGAGGCAUUGCCAUCCCAACUCUUCCAGAGAAGGCUGUUCUAAACAAGUUCAACAAGGAGUUCCUUGAGAUUAGAAGAAGAGAGUUGGAGAAGUUCUUGAACAGGAUUGCAGAGAAUGAUGCUUUGAUGCACUCUAAUGAGCUUACUAUAUUCUUGGAAGGCUCUGAUGAGAAGUUGGCCGCAGCCAGGAACACAAGACCAGUGGUCGAGUCAGCUGAUGGCACGCCAGUGCAACAGGAGACCAAGACAUUCGGAAAGAUCUCCUCAUUCUUUGGAAGUGCCGCAUCGGCCGUCAGCAACAUGACCAGCGUGCACUCGGUCAAGGAGGUCGACCCAUGGUUCGAUGACAAGAAGAUCUACAUUGUCCAGUUGGACAACAACCUGCGCCGCCUCACUGACAAUGUCUCCAACGUCAUCAGGAAGCGUCGCGAGCUCGCUCAGGCUAUGGGUGACUUUAGCUCGGCCGGUCUGACCUUCUCCUCGGGCGAGAUCUCUCAAUCACAGGACGUUGCCAACAGCUUCCAGCGCAUCACACAGGUCGAGUCCACAGUCAAGUCCAGCAUGGAUGAGCUGAGCAAUUCAGAGGCCAACUUCUUUGAGGAUGGCAUGAUCGAUUAUAUUAGAGUGCUCAACUCGAUCAAGGAGCUGUUGAAUGAGCGUCUGGACGCGUUGCUCAACUUCCAGAACUGGGAGCGCAAGGUGGAGAGCGCCCGCGAGAAAUUCGAGAAGCUCAAGGCGGUCAAUGCCUUCAAGAAGGACUCAGCACAGAAGGAGUACGAGGACUAUCAGAAGAAGCUGGCCGAUGCCAAGCAGGAGUUUGAGCGUGUAAGCGCCACCACCAAGGUGGAGCUUCAGCGCUUCGAUAACAAGCGCAACUACGAACUCAAGAGAAUCGUGAACUUUGUAAUUCGUCUCAACUUGGAGCACUACCUCAAGGCGGCCGACUGCUGGAGAGAGUACUACUCGGAGCAAAAUCAAGACAUAGCAUUCGACACCAACAAGGCAUCCUGGGGUAUCACUCCAGGCAACCUGGCUGCAUCCUCUGCCGCCUCUGCUGCUGACAAAAACACAAACCCCAAGCAAUAG
Molecule: messenger RNA, 1593 nt
Organism: Acytostelium subglobosum LB1
Lineage: Eukaryota; Evosea; Eumycetozoa; Acytosteliales; Acytosteliaceae
Exons: 3
Coding region: 1-1593 (530 amino acids)
Cellular component (GO): endosome
Molecular function (GO): phosphatidylinositol binding
Source: RefSeq, a predicted model, not a curated record